Anisakis simplex (herring worm) is the source of this 957-nucleotide messenger RNA. NCBI's taxonomy places the organism in Eukaryota, Metazoa, Nematoda, Chromadorea, Rhabditida, Anisakidae. The record is from the annotation of a GenBank genome assembly.
AUGUUAGAAUUUGGAAAUUGUGUAAUAUUUCAGUCCUUUUCAACGACUAAUCAAACCUUCUCUGAAGAAGCAAAACUUCGUAUCAGUUAUGCGAAUGCAAAAGCCUCAAAGGGAGACAUCGAUAACGCGUUGAAGAUAUUCGAUGGUGUUUCGGAACGAUUGCGAAUCCGAUCGAAAGAGAAUUCAAAUUUAAUGCUCAACAUUCUGUUCACUUUAUUGGAGAAACAUGAUUGGAACGGUGCUGACAAGGCCAGAAAAAAACGUGUGUUUCAGCUGAAAAGUUUGCUUAAUUUGGAUGAAGAUGGCAAAUUCUCGGAUUAUAUUGAAUUCACGACAGUUCUCGGUCGAAUACGUCAAUAUCGUGAUCAAAAAGAGGCGAAUGUGGAGGGCGCCAUUUAUUUAUUCAAAUUAUUACCUGAGAAAUAUGCGAGAACGCAAAGGGAUUUCUUCAAAAGUUAUCUUUUCGAUAAAUUGAAGCAGUCGAGCGACGUUGCUGAAUCCAUACAACUGGGCGUUCAGUUAGAACAGGCCGAUAUAUUGAAGAAUCCACGGAGGAUUCUUAUCGAUCAUGCACUGGCGAAUAAUCGAGCUAGAUUCUAUGAGUUGUAUGAAAAGUUUCUGAAAAGUGAUGAGUUCAAACGACUCGGUAAACGCGCACAUCUCGCAUAUCCGUAUAUCGUUCAUUCCUUGAAUCAGUUGUCAAAUAGUAGCAAUGAGAAGAAAGUUGAAAUUUUUGUACAUAUAGCAAGUGCCCUAUUCAAAUGGGAACAACCGGAGAUGCGAUUUCUAAAGCAGUGGUUCAUGGAACCACUCAUGAAAAAUUCGAGUGUGUUGACGGAAGUUAUGUGUGAAAUUUGUAAAGACGAAAAGAUCCGAUCGAAUAUCGCUUCAAUGGUUAUCGAUCAUUUAUUGUUUAGACAUAAAUUCAAGGAAGUGACGGAACUUUUGGAUGGGUGA